GAGCUUCGCUCUCAUCCCUCCAUCUUCUUCUCUCCUUCUCCCUCUAGGGUUUCUCCAUUGAAGGCUAAAGCAAGAGGAAUUGAGCUUCAAGGGACUGUUACUCGCCUUCUCGCCCUUCUCGCCGAUCCAUUUCAACCCGGUUGUGGAAGAGAGGAGGAGCAGGAUGAGUCCUCUUUGUGACUUUUGCGGGGAGCAAAGGUCGAUGGUGUAUUGCCGGUCUGAUGCUGCUUGCUUGUGUUUGUCUUGUGAUCGGAAUGUUCAUUCGGCGAAUGCGCUGUCUCGGCGACACUGGCGGACUCUCGUGUGUGAUCGGUGCAGUGCACAGCCUGCUUUGGUUAGGUGCAUUGAGGAGAGUGUUUCGCUCUGCCAGAAUUGUGAUUGGACUGGACAUGGUGGCUCGGCUUCAGCUUCAGGACAUAAAAGACAGACUAUUAACUGCUAUUCUGGCUGUCCAUCUGCUUCGGAGCUUUCUAGAAUUUGGUCAUUUGUUUUGGAGAUCCCUCCGAUUGCAGAGUCUAGUUGUGAGCAGGGGAUGGGUAUGAUGAGCAUAAAUGAGAACAGUGUCAGUGAUAAUUGGAGACCACAUGCAGAGAAUAGCAGUGGGGCAGACAUACCGUGUGAUAGCAUGGCAAAUAAUGUGGAAAAUGAUGAUAAUAAUUUUGGUGCUUGGCUUGCUUCAACUUCAACAUCUGAUGUACAUCCUAUGUCAUGUAGUGGAGAUCAACCUGCUUGUUCGGUGGAUUCAACGGCACCUAAGCUAUGCUUUUCCGACACUAAAGAUCUUGGAAUUUCCAAGAAUGAAAGCUUCUAUGAUGAUUUCAGUGUCGAUGAUGUUGACUUGACUUUUGAGAAUUACGAGGAACUUUUCGGUGUAUCUCACAACCCUACUGAACAGCUGUUUGAAGAUGCUGGUAUAGAAAGCUUUUUUGAGACGAAGGAAACAUCUGCUGCAAAUUCAAAUUGUCAAGUCAAUCCAGCGGCAGAGGCAAGAACAAUUCAAGGAACUUGCAGUAAUAAUCCACUUUCUGUAGACUCUGCCAUGUCAAAUCCUGGAACCAAAGCAGAUUCUAACUUAUGUUUCCCUGCAAAGGAAGGUCGUCCAGCUCUUUCCCUUUCCUUCUCUGGUUUAACUGGUGAAAGCAGUGCUGGAGAUUAUCAAGACUGUGGGAUGUCACCGGCACUGCUUAUGGGUGAGCCGCCGUGGUAUCCUCCUGGUCUUGAGAGCUCAUCUUUCUCUCCAGCUAGCAGGGACAGUGCUGUCUUACGUUACAAGGAAAAGAAGAAAACACGCAAGUUUGAAAAGAAAAUAAGGUAUGAAUCACGUAAAGCUAGGGCAGACAUAAGAAAGCGAGUGAAGGGACGGUUUGUUAAGGCAGGGGAUGCUUACGACUAUGAUCCACUCUGCCAGACAAGAAGCUGUUAAAAAACUAGACUGUUUUGCACCUAUUAUAUAGCAUUCAACUUAUAAGUUGAUUAAAACAUUUUGGAGAAUGAUGCACUCACCACCCUCACAUAAAGCUGAAAACUGCCCUUCUCAUGACAUAGAAGAACAAAGAAGCUCUGCAACAUGCAUGAAUGGAGAAAAUUAUGAGCUUAAAGUACUCCAUACUAUCAAGGAUUGGGCCAUGGAUGUGUGUUCUAUGCUCCCUGAUAAAGAGGUGUGUGCAUCUUUUUCUUUCUUUCCUUUUUCUUCUUGAAUUUGUACAUGUGCAACAUUCUAUCUACUCUAUCAUCCUCUUUUGCUUCCAGAUCAUGUACCUUUCGCUGCAGGUCAUGGACUUAAAAAAUAUGUCUUAUAUACCUACCCAUUUUGUUUAAGUGUGAAAUUUGUAGAGCAUAAAGUGUCUCGCAACUGAGCGAGUUAUUCAACAUUUGAAUGGCAAACUAUUUUAUUUGGCAAGAGGCUUUUUUGUAAAGUCUGUAAAAAAUAAACCCCCUCAAAAAUGUUGCCUCUUGUGUAUUUGUAGAAUGUAAUUCAGACAAUAUAUAAACCCUGUUUAAAACUCUUCAUUCUUUA
Dioscorea cayenensis subsp. rotundata (Guinea yam) is the source of this 2017-nucleotide messenger RNA. RefSeq names its product zinc finger protein CONSTANS-LIKE 9. The record is from RefSeq and is a predicted model, not a curated record. Bases 164 to 1423 code for a protein of 419 amino acids. The transcript has 5 exons. Gene Ontology annotation, molecular function: protein binding; zinc ion binding. NCBI's taxonomy places the organism in Eukaryota, Viridiplantae, Streptophyta, Magnoliopsida, Dioscoreales, Dioscoreaceae.